CUAGGGUACAAGAAGAAUAGAAAGAAGCCGAAGAGGACAGACGAGGAAAGCCAUGGACGAUCGGCUGGAGCUCCAACUUUCCCCGAUACCUGGUCGUCCACCUCCUCGUUCCUCCUUCAGGGAAUGCCCCACCCUGCCCCCGCCCUCAACGGACCUCAACAGCUCGAUGGAGGAAUGGAAGCUCUGGAGACCGGAGAAGGAAGAGAAAUCGCACAGGAGGAGAUACCGCUCGUAAUACAUGGAUUCAUUUCUGGAGAGUCCGAGAGGCUUCUCAUGGCACGACCGGAGAAUUGGGUAGAGUACCAGAACAAUCCUCAUUCGGCACACAAUUAUGUGUCGCGGGUUGGAAACGGAAAUGACUCGAUUAUACCUCUAGCCCUCUCUACUGACUUGUCAUCCAUGGCUACGACUAGGCUUGCCACGUUGACACCCUUUCCUCCAUCCUCCAACCGGUCAUCCUCUCUUUCACCCUCCAACCGGUCAUCUUCUCCUUCACCCUCCAUCCGGUCAUUGCCUUCUCCAGCCGGUUCUUCAUCCUCGACUCCGACGUCCUCUCCUCCACCACCAAGAUCAGCCGGAAGGGAACGAGAAUCGGGGAGGCAGUGGAGAUCGACCACGUUCGAGAGGCACAUCCGAGAGACGCGAACCUGGUUCUUUUACGGGGGUCAAUACAUCAGAUCUCAUUUUUCUCAGUUUCGUCACCAAGAUACCGGCCAGCACUCGUGACAGUUCACGAUCGUGAAAUUCUUGAUAUUUCUCAUUGAUUUUCUCAACAUUAUUUUAUCCCUUUCGACGAUCGCACUAACGUAGUCGAGCUCGAUCCUGC
Darwinula stevensoni is the source of this 826-nucleotide messenger RNA. The record is from the annotation of a GenBank genome assembly. NCBI's taxonomy places the organism in Eukaryota, Metazoa, Arthropoda, Ostracoda, Podocopida, Darwinulidae.